UAGUUCUCUGGGCAACAUGCCUUUCAAUUGCUUCAUGUGCAAACAUAACUCAGUAAUUAAAGCUUGGAUAAGAAUUAGCCAAAAAAAAUCAAAAGCAUGAAACAGCUGAGCCCUAUUUUAAGAAUUCAAAGCCAGACGUCGGGAUUGUACAAAGAAUUUGAAAGUUUGAUGUUAUAUGUAUUAUUGUCUGUGUUUCGUGCUAGUGGUAGUAUCAGAAGCUAGCAGUAUUUCCGCCAAUCACCUUCAAAAUGAGUGAAGAAUUGAGCAAAGAGCAAAUUGCUUUACUUAAAAAUGCUUUCGAUACAUUUGACGUCGAAAAAAAGGGAAGCAUCGGUACAGUUAUGAUUGGAACAAUUCUUGGAAUGCUAGGGAUUCAAACUACUGAUAAAAUGCUGAAAGAAAUUAUUGACGAAGUCGACGAAGAUGGUUCUGGGGAACUUGAAUUUGAAGAAUUUAUUAUUUUGGCUUCAAGGUUCAUGGUUGAAGAAGAUGCUGAAGCACUUCAAUCUGAACUAAAAGAGGCAUUCCGUUUGUAUGACAAAGAAGGCAACGGUUACAUAUCAACUGAUGUUUUAAAAGAAAUAAUUAAAGAGCUUGAUGACAAAAUAACGCCCGAUGAGCUGGAAGGAAUGAUAAAGGAAAUUGAUUCUGAUGGAUCCGGAACUGUAGAUUUUGACGAAUUUAUGGAAGUGAUGACAGGCGGUGACGACUAA
Messenger RNA from Agrilus planipennis (emerald ash borer), 713 nucleotides. Its product is annotated as troponin C-like. Gene Ontology annotation, molecular function: enzyme regulator activity; calcium ion binding. The transcript is spliced from 6 exons. Bases 249 to 713 code for a protein of 154 amino acids. The record is from RefSeq and is a predicted model, not a curated record. Lineage: Eukaryota; Metazoa; Arthropoda; Insecta; Coleoptera; Buprestidae.